This is a messenger RNA of Arabidopsis arenosa, 994 nucleotides long. The record is from the annotation of a GenBank genome assembly. NCBI's taxonomy places the organism in Eukaryota, Viridiplantae, Streptophyta, Magnoliopsida, Brassicales, Brassicaceae.
AGAAGAGAAUCUGCUUACAAAAGAAAGAAGGCAGUGUUAAGUCUCUGAUUUCUUCUUGAUAACAUUACUAUUAUGUACAGAUUCAGCAACACAGUUAUUGGGGUCUUAAACCUCCUCACCUUACUAGCCUCGAUUCCAAUCAUAGGAACUGCUUUAUAUAAGGCAAGAAGCAGCACGACAUGUGAAAACUUCCUCCAGACGCCGCUACUUGUUAUUGGUUUCAUCAUACUCUUAGUAUCGCUCGCGGGCUUCAUAGGAGCCUGCUUCAACGUCGCAUGGGCUCUUUGGGUAUAUUUAGUGGUCAUGAUCUUCCUCAUCGCGACUCUAAUGGGUCUAACGCUGUUUGGUCUGGUGGUGACGAGCCAAGGAGGUGGAGUGGAAGUUCCAGGGAGGGUUUAUAAAGAGUAUAGGCUUGGAGACUAUCAUCCAUGGUUAAGAGAGAGAGUUAGGGAUCCUCAGUAUUGGAACUCUAUUAGAAGCUGUAUCUUGAGUUCCAAGACUUGUACUAAGAUUGAGUCUUGGACUACACUUGAUUAUUUCCAAAGAGACAUGACUUCUGUUCAGUCGGGAUGUUGUAAGCCACCGACGGCGUGCACGUACGAAGCUGGAGUAGUGGAUGGAGGAGGAGAUUGCUACAGAUGGAACAAUGGAGUGGAGAUGUUAUGCUACGAGUGCGAUGCUUGCAAGGCUGGUGUUCUCGAAGAGAUCCGUCUCGACUGGAGAAAGUUAUCGGUUGUCAACAUUCUCAUCCUCGUCCUCCUCAUCGCGGUCUACGCAGCUGGUUGCUGCGCCUUCCAUAACACUCGCCACGCGGCUCAUCCUUACCAUCCAUCUGAUGAUAACCGGAUGACCAGAGUCCGUCCUCGUUGGGACUAUUACUGGUGGAGAUGGUGGCACGAAAAGAAAGAGCAGCUUUACUGAAAUCCUCUUCGUCUUUUGUUUCUUAAACAUUUUCGUUUUAGCAAACUGAGAUUAAGAAAACACAAAGAUGAAA